Messenger RNA from Astyanax mexicanus (Mexican tetra), 3544 nucleotides. RefSeq names its product pyridoxal (pyridoxine, vitamin B6) kinase a (gene pdxka). Gene Ontology annotation, biological process: pyridoxal 5'-phosphate salvage. The coding region runs from base 354 to 1274 and encodes 306 amino acids. The transcript is spliced from 11 exons. NCBI's taxonomy places the organism in Eukaryota, Metazoa, Chordata, Actinopteri, Characiformes, Acestrorhamphidae. The record is from RefSeq and is a predicted model, not a curated record. Gene Ontology annotation, cellular component: cytosol. Gene Ontology annotation, molecular function: pyridoxal kinase activity.
UUCCCCUGAGGACGCUGCUGCCGGUGUUGUAACACUUUUGGUGAACCAUUAUCCUCCACAUGUAACCGCUCUAUAGGUAUCCGCCCAGAGCGCCUGAGCAAUAAUCCGCCCCGCACGCUGCCGCUGCUGAAGGAGGAGGAGAGGCGGGCUGAGGAGCCGCUUCUGCUGUUGAGGAGUUUGUGUUCAGUGCGGUUCGGCUCGCGGCUCGGUCUCCUGCUCUGCUGGGAAAGAGUGUGUGUGUGUGUGUGUGUGAAGUCUGGUCUGGGCCGGGCGGUUCUGGACUCUGGAGAACGCUGAGCGCGCGGGGAGUUCUGCAGGCUGAUCCUCAGCGCUAAUCCCGCUGCUGCAGCACUAUGGACUGCAGGGUGCUCUCCAUUCAGAGCCAUGUUGUGAGAGGAUAUGUGGGGAACAAGUCCGCCACGUUUCCUCUACAGGUACUGGGAUUUGAAGUGGACUCCAUAAACUCAGUGCAGUUCUCCAAUCACACAGGUUAUGAGCACUGGAAAGGCCAGGUGCUGACUGCUGAUGAGCUUCAUGUCCUUUAUGAAGGGAUCAAACUCAACAAAGUCAACCAUUAUGACUACGUGCUCACAGGGUAUACUAGGGAUGUGUCUUUUUUGGAGUCAGUGGUGGACAUUGUGGAGGAGCUAAAGGGAGCCAACCCCAGUCUGGUGUAUGUUUGUGAUCCUGUAAUGGGAGAUAACGGAGCAAUGUACGUCCCAGAAGCCUUGCUGCCUGUGUAUAGGGAUAAAGUGGUGCCAGUUGCUGACAUCAUUACCCCCAACCAGUUUGAGGCAGAGCUGCUGACAGGCAGAAAGAUCAGUACAGAGAAAGAUGCAGUUGAGGCGAUGGACCAGCUGCAUGGGAUGGGUCCUGACACGGUGGUUAUUACCAGCUCUGACCUGCUCUCUUCUCUGGGGGAUCAGUACCUGGUGGCCCUUGGGAGCCACGUCACUGUGAAGGCAGAUGGCACUAAAGAAAAGCAGCUGAUCAGGAUGGACAUCCCUAAAGUGGAUGCUGUAUUUGUGGGCACAGGUGACCUGUUUGCUGCUAUGCUGCUCGCAUGGACACACCACCACCCGAACGACCUCAAGACAGCCUGUGAGAAGACUGUUUCUGUAAUGCAGCACGUCAUUAAGAGGACUAUCAACUAUGCUAAGGAGGCAGCUGGGCCUGAUCGCAGGCCUAAUCCAGCACAGUUGGAGCUUCGAAUGGUUCAGAGUAAAGGAGAUAUUGAGGAUCCUGCCAUAACUCUGGAGGCCGUCCUGCUGUAAAAGUUUUCCUCCGUCCUUCUGUGAUCAGCCUGGAUACUGUCCGGUUCUACAUGGUACCAUAUUAACCUUUUAGUGCACUAUUUUAACUGAGAAACGCAUUUAUUAUAGAACAAAUCCGACUGAACCGUAAAUGACUGUGACUCUUGAGUACGAAGUCUUCAGAGUGCUGGUACUCUGGAGCCGUCCAAAUACUAACCUGACGAGCUACUAAACCUACAGUUAGUGUUUUGAGUUAGGCUCACAUUCCAGAUGUACUGUGUGCAGAAGUAUCCGGCCGCACUGUAUUUUUUUUUGUGUUUAACAUUUUUAGGAGAAGGAUGUUUGUAUCUAUUUAAAGGAAGAAUUAUUAAAUUUGUCUGAUCGGUUUCGGCCGCUAAAUGUUUUUAAUAACAAAAUACAGAUUAAAUAUAUUUGCAGUGUUUCCUGAUAUUGAUGGCAACUUUGGCAACAUUGGCAAUAUUUUCACCAAUCCUAAUUGAAAAAAUUAUAAUUUACUAGGGAUGCAAAUGUGAGUAAGGCUCAAUUCAAAACAUGUUUAGACUAACCUAGAUUUAGUUUCAUAUAUUCUAAACAGACCAGAGUAAUGUUGUAUAACACCCUCCUAUGAAGCUGCUACAGCCUGUAUUGUUUAUACAGUACAUGUUCAAUUGUGAACAUGCACACACACAAUAAUUCUGUCCAACAAAUGUCCAAAACGCUGCAUCAGAAUGUUUAUUUUAAGUUGUUUCAUUGCAAACAGAACAGGGAGAGAUAAAGAAUAAAAAAAGAGAAGGAAACUAUGCAAUCUGUUCUCUCUAUGCUCAGUGAGGGAGACCUGAAGGAGGUAAGAAGUGCAACAGAACUACAGUUACCAUAGCAGUUCUUCUAAAUCCACUACAAUUCCCACAAUCCUUUGAAAAUCUAUAAUGUUUAUUUAGCUUAUUAUUAAUCAAUCAGCUUGCAGUGUAUUCUCAUUACAGCUGGAGGCACGGAACCAUGAUGUCCAUAUUGUAAUGGUUUGAUAUGAAUGUGUAUGUGUAUGUGCACCCCUAGAAUUACUAUUAAUAAUACAGGCACUGACUGCAUAAAAUGUAUCAACUUUCUAGGGUCUACAAACUUGCUGGCACAUCAAAUGUGAUGUUUCUUUUGUUCCUGUGAUGAUAUCUUCUGCCUCUCACUCUGUUUUACUGGUGGAAUCAUGUGUCAUGUGUCAGUCUUUCAUCUGUAAUUGGUGGAUUUGUGCAUCCAUCUAAGUUCUGUGUGAAACUGACCAAUGAACACUCAGGAAAUUACUAAGGACUCAAUUCAAUUCAGUACAUAGCUGUGGAGAUGAAUUUUAAUGCAGCCUUCAGGUUAAACAUGCUUCUUGUAAAAGGCAAAGAAUCUGUUGCUGUGUGCAAUAGAAAUCUCAUUAGUCAUCCAUUGCCUCAUUCAUUCAUAUUGCCUCCCUGUAUUAUCAUAAAGGAAUUAAUGUACAUUUUGAGACAGCUGGUGAGUUUGUGGAUCCCAGAGGGUUGAUGAUGAUCUGUUUUUAUGUAAACUUUCAGUUUUUACUGUACGGUACAUUCCACAUCAGUGUUGUAUUGUCACAUUCAGUUCUGUAAAUGUCAUAAUCGUCUUUGGUACAGUUUAAAGUGUACAAUCAAUUUCAGAUCAAUCUGCUAAUUUUGUUUUAAGCUAAAAUGUGAGACUGCAAAAAAAAGAAAGACAGGUAACCUUAAUCUUAAUAGUUCUGUCAAAAGGUCCCAAUGAAGAAUGUUUUGACACAUUGACACAUGUAUCUCAAUAAUCACCAUUUUUAAAUGUUGUGCCUGUAAUAAUAUUUCAUGUCUGUAAUAAAUUAUAUUUUAUCUGCAUCAUAUUGCCACACAUUGCCCCCCCCCCCUUUCAGAACCUUUAGUUUUUCCAGUCAUUCUUAUAUUGACACAAACAGCAUAAAUAUCAAUCAGAUGUUUUUAUUGUAUGAGCUGUUUGAUGCAGUAUAGGAUUGUAAUGCAUGUGAACAAUCAGCUACUUUUGUGAUGUCAUCUCCUUAAAACCCGGUACAUUCCCAGACUGACUGAAUGAUUGUGUUCGGGGGGUUUGUACAAACCAGAAAAUGUCUUAAUGCCAAGUGCCAAUCCUGAUGAUGCUGCUCUGUUUUAAAAUAAAAGAAAUAUAGGGGAAUAGGGGAUUUAACCUUGUGUGAUUAGUAAUAAUAAUAAUAAUAACUGUUGUUGACACCAUUUUACAAUUAUGUAGUAGUAUUAGUAAUAAUAUUGAUGUCAAUAAAGCUGUAAUUGUUAAACAUA